Cyphellophora attinorum is the source of this 1020-nucleotide messenger RNA. RefSeq lists its product as uncharacterized. The transcript has a single exon. NCBI's taxonomy places the organism in Eukaryota, Fungi, Ascomycota, Eurotiomycetes, Chaetothyriales, Cyphellophoraceae. The record is from RefSeq and is a predicted model, not a curated record. The coding region runs from base 1 to 1020 and encodes 339 amino acids.
AUGGCAACACCACCACCAACAAUAAUCAUCUUCGGCCCAACAGGCCAAACAGCCUGCUCCGCGGCCCGCACCGCACACUCGCAUGGCGCCAAAAUCGUCCUCGCCAUGCGCGACCCAUCCAAACCCAUCCCAGGCCUGCCCACGACUGAAGAGCAGCGAGGCAACUACACUCGCGUGCAAGCCGACCUCACCGACCCUGCCUCCGUCGCGGAAGCCGUGAAGUCCAGCGGCGCGACUCGUGCGUUCAUCUACUUCGUUUUCGGCACGAAGGACUACAUGCGGGCCUCAAUAGAAGCGCUCAGGGAUAACGGAGUUGAGUUUGUUGUGUUCUUGAGCAGUUCGAGUAUUGGGUUGCAUACAGGCGAUCGUGAUGACGUGACUGCUUUGAGGAGUAUACCGCCGGAGGCGAUUAUCCCGUACCAGCAUGGGAUGGUUGAGGCCGAGUUGGCGGAUGUUUUCGGGCGGGAAGGUGGGUGUGUGGCGCUGCGACCGGGGUAUUUUGCGAGUAAUCUGUUCCGGCUGAAGGAUGGGAUUGCGAAGGGGGAAGUGAGGAUUCUGGCGCCGCAGUUGACGUGGGAUUGUAUUGCCCCGGAGGAUAUUGGGGAGGUGGGCGGUGUCAUCCUCGCGAAGGGGGCGACUGGCAGUGCAUCGGCUGACGCCGAUGAACAUGCAAUAUCGGGCAACGUGAUUUACCUGUAUGGGCCCGAGAACAGGUCGAUGGGGGAGGCCAUUGGCGUCAUUGGCCGUGCGUCGAACAAGGCCGAGGCGGUGCGUGUCACGUCGAUUAGUAAGGAAGAAAUGCUGGAGCAAUUUGUCCAGCAGAAGAUGCCGAAGCCGUUGGCCGAGUACUUAGUGAAGGUGCAGAGCGAUGACAGCGGGAAUGGUGAUAGUGACCCCGAUUGGAGGCGACCGCGCAACAGGGAGGGCAUCGAGAAUGUGAGAAAGUAUACAGGACGAGAUGGGACGGGAUUGGAGGAGUGGGUUGAACGUAAUAAAGAGGGAUUCUUAGCUCAAGGAUAA